CUGGGGAACUAUUUUAAGGUCGCACUUUCAAACAGAAGUGCGUACAGUGUUUGUGAGCAAAUCGUUUCUCUCUAAGCUAGCUCGUGGAGCAGAGCCGUAUUGUCGAAAUGAUUCCCAAAACGCAAGUUAUAGCUGUUAAGCGUUAUAGGAAAUAGCUAGAAGCACUUUUGCCGUGCGGUUUUUGUAUAGUAAAAUGUGAGAGAGCGCGAUGGACGUGGCGCACGUUCUCCGGGGGAUGAAAACGGGAGGUACGGCGGAGUCCUGCGGCUCCGCUUUCGGCCGCAUUCACGAGCGGCUCGAGCUGGAGGAAGCGCCGGGGGAGCGCGCGUUGAUCCUCGGGCAGACGGCGGAGCUGCUCUCGCUCGCUCCGCUCGACUGGCUCUUCCCUGAAGCGCUGAACGCGGACCUGCGAGGCCAGUAUCUGGGCUUGGUGAACGCACUCACUCGUUGCGCUGCCCUGCCGGUGUGCGACACGGACAGAGGCGCUUUGCCUGCCAAGAGUUACGAGGACAUACCGGCCAAAGCCCAGGCGGUCAGCGCCGUGUUACUGGCGCUGUGCGCGCAGAUCCAGAAGGCGCUGGAGCACCGGAACCGUCCGGAUGUCGGCUCUCUAGCUCGCACGCUAGCCCCCAGCGUCUGUAUAUUCAGCGUCGCGCACCUGCAGGAGCAGCCUUGGAGCAGCGAGGCGUCCAGGACCGGCGCUCGGGAGCUGCUCGCGUCGGCGGUGUCCCUGACGGGCAGCGGGUCGGUGCAGGAGCUGCUGUCCGGAGCACCCGACCGGGGCCGGACUGGACUCCUCAGGCCGGUCCUCGACGCGCUGCAGCCUGAAUUAACCAAGGAGCGCUGGAAGCGUAACCAGGCGGUGAAGCACGUGUUCUGCUGGAUGCUGGUGCAGGUUGAGCGGCCCUUUUUAACCGAAUAUCUGGAGAAGGUGUUCCCUCCGUCUCUGCUGAUAUCUGAUGAUUAUCGCACAGAAAACAAAGUACUGGGCGUGCACUGCCUGCAUCACAUCGUUCUCAAUGUGCCCGCUGCUGAUCUGAGGCAGUUCAACCGAGCUCAGGUGCUCUAUCACGCCCUCUUCAAUCACUUGCACACAUCUGAAGCUGCACUCAUACAGGUCGUGCUGCCCUGUCUUCUGGACUUGCUGUCGGUCCUUGAGAAACCUCCAGUGCACUCGGGCUUGCCGCGCAAACUGAACCACUUUGACUAUGUGCUCCGGCACAUCUUGACAUACAUGGAAAUGGAGCACAAGCUUGACCUCCGGCGUGUUUAUGCCGAAAAUCUCGUCUUGUUUAUUGAGAGGAUGGGUAUAGUAAUCGUUCGUCACCUCAAGAGGCUGGAGAGGGUGAUUGUGGGAUACCUGGAGGUCUCCGAUGCUCCGGAGGAGAAAGCCAGAUUAAGUAUCCUGGAUGCUCUUCAAAAAACUCUACAGAUUGCUUGGCCGCGUAUGGAGAAGAGAAUGGGUUCACUAGCUCAGAGUCUUCUGAGGUUUCUGGUUGACAUCUCGUCUGAGUCUUUACCCGCGCCGCUGAAAGAGCAGCUCAUGACCCAAGCCUCCCACUGUUUACUGCUUCUCGACCACUGCUCUAAGGGAAAGCUACAGACUCUCCUGAGAGAGCUUGACAGCAGCUGUGUGUCUGAAGCUGUGCUGAAGUGCAUCCAGACAGUCACCGCAGCUCCUCCGUAUCAAUAAACACUGCGAGGAGGUGCUAUCUAAGGGAACUAGCUUUUUUUGUUUUAUUUUUGUAAAAACCUAAAUUAUACAACCUUAAAGAGACUUGGAUUCGCAUGUUGUUAAAACAUGCCGUAAAACUGGGACUGUGUUAAUUGCUUUUUUUUUUUUUACUUUUAGUAAACAGUAUUUAUGGUAACAAUAAGUCAAAAAAUCCUUUUUGUUUCAACUGUCUUUACAUUCCAACGCUUUGAAACUGAGAUAAUUUCACCUAUGCAUACCUUUAAAAAUUAAAACAAAUACCUGUGGUUUCACUGAA
Molecule: messenger RNA, 1991 nt
Organism: Puntigrus tetrazona (Sumatra barb)
Lineage: Eukaryota; Metazoa; Chordata; Actinopteri; Cypriniformes; Cyprinidae
Gene: tti2
Product: TELO2 interacting protein 2
Exons: 7
Coding region: 209-1693 (494 amino acids)
Cellular component (GO): centrosome; nucleoplasm; cytosol
Source: RefSeq, a predicted model, not a curated record